UACUGGGUUUCCAAAAAGCAAUAUUGGUGCAAAUACUGCUCCAUAUUCAUCCGCGAUGAUGCACCCUCCCGGCGCAUGCACGAGACCGGUCUCAAGCACUCUGGCAACAAAGAGCGCUUCAUCCGGGACCUUUAUCGCAACGGUAACAAGGCCAAGAUUGAAAAGGCCGAGGAGGCGGUACAAAUCGCCAGAAUAGAAGCUGUGACCGGGACUGGCGCCUCUGCAUCACGCCUCUCCACUCUCGACGCCCUCCGCGCCCAAGCUACACACCGCCCCCGCGAACCCUCUCGUCCCGCCGACAAACUCGCCAACUACUCGUCCGCCAAAGACCUUGGAUUCGACGAUGAGGAGAAGACUUCCUACGAGAUUGAGCAGGAGCUCAAAGGGAGAGCUGGGGAAGUAGGCGGAUGGGAGACGGUCGAGUAUGAGCCAACGGGGCAGUAUACCGAACCCGCCGAGGCCAGCUCGAGCAAGCGGAAGCUGGGCGAGUACAAUCCGGACGAUGACAAUCACGAGGGGUUCAGAAUACAAAAGAAGAAGGAUCCGUAUGCGGAGGAUGAUUGGGAUCCGCGCUCGGCGAUCAAGGGCAAGGCCAAGGCGGUCAAGGAGGAGAUAAAAGCAGAGGUCAAGGAAGCAACGUCGGAGCGGGGCGUCUGGGCGGCGGCGGACCCGUCAGGAGGGGAGUUCAUCGGGACGUGGGAUGAAGAGGAGCAGCAACAAGUGGAGGUCAAACCUGAGCCGGUCAAGGAGGAGCCCAAAGACACAUCGGGCCUGUUCAAGAAGCGCAGACCACCACCUAGUUCACGUAAGAAGUAG
Messenger RNA from Dioszegia hungarica, 816 nucleotides. RefSeq lists its product as uncharacterized. Gene Ontology annotation, molecular function: zinc ion binding; RNA binding. The record is from RefSeq and is a predicted model, not a curated record. The transcript is spliced from 3 exons. NCBI's taxonomy places the organism in Eukaryota, Fungi, Basidiomycota, Tremellomycetes, Tremellales, Bulleribasidiaceae. Gene Ontology annotation, cellular component: precatalytic spliceosome; nucleus. Gene Ontology annotation, biological process: mRNA splicing, via spliceosome. The annotation marks the transcript as partial.